AGACUCUCACCUGACCCCGGUGGUGUGUUGGUUGAACUGGUUGGGUCAUGUGACUAACUGCACCUGAAAUGUAUGAGUAUAAAACCAGGCACGGUCGUGAGGGGCUGCAUUACAGCUGGAACCUGACUGGGGUGCAGUGAGCACACAGUGGACUGGGGAAAACUGCAAAGGGCAAAACACUUCGCAAUGGCUGGCAAAGGAAAUUGUGCACGUUUUCUGGUGAGGGAAAUUCGAAUGGUACUUGGAAAGACUAGAGUAGGUAAAAGUGCCACAGGGAAUACAAUAAUUGGAGCCAGAAAGGAGGAAAAGGUAUUCAAAUCAUAUUCAACGGCACAGUCUGUUACGACCAACUGUAAACAGCAUUGCUUUAACCGCUUUGGGUACGAUUUGCAACUUAUUGAUGCCCCAGGUUUUUGUGACACAAGCAGAUCACAUAAAGAAAUCCAGAAAGAGGUCAUCAAAUGUGUGGGGAUGUCAUCCCCUGGAAUACACGCCAUUCUUUUCAUCGUGCAGGUUGGCGGGUUCACUGAUGAAGACAAAACUACACUGGAAAAGUUCCUGCAAUGCUUUGGAAAAGAAGCUAAAAGAUUCGUGAUUGUUGUAUUUACUGGAAAAGAUAACUUGAAGAGGAAAGGUAAAACUCUUGACAACUACAUAAACAGUUGCCCAGUGAAGCUGAAGACGUUUUUAUUAGAUACAAGUCGUCGAUUUAUUUCUGUCAACAACAGAGGAACGGAUGAAGACAAGGAGAAAUUUACCAAAGAUCUGCUAGACAUGGUAAAACACAUGGUUGAUGAAAAUGGUGGUCAUUGCUACACAAAUGAGAUGUAUGAGCAAUGUGAAGCUGAUCUGCGAGAAGCUGAGAAGAAGGAAAAACUCGAAGUGAAGAGAUAGAAGCAACUCGAGGAGAAACUUAAACAAGAAACUGCUGCCUUUGAAGAACAGUAACAGAGCCAGUGUCUUAAGAUGCAAGAAAUGGAGAAACAAAAUGAAAAAGAACGAAAAGAAAGGGAAAAAGAUCGAGAAGAUCAACGGAAGGAACAGGAAAAAAAACAUGUGGAAGAAGAAAAGAAACGACAGGCAGUUCAAAAGGAGGCAGCGGAAAACAUGAAAAGAGAGUAUGAGAAAAUG
Molecule: messenger RNA, 1131 nt
Organism: Haliotis rubra (blacklip abalone)
Lineage: Eukaryota; Metazoa; Mollusca; Gastropoda; Lepetellida; Haliotidae
Product: GTPase IMAP family member 4-like
Exons: 3
Coding region: 187-894 (235 amino acids)
Molecular function (GO): GTP binding
Source: RefSeq, a predicted model, not a curated record